Messenger RNA from Microthlaspi erraticum, 2061 nucleotides. NCBI's taxonomy places the organism in Eukaryota, Viridiplantae, Streptophyta, Magnoliopsida, Brassicales, Brassicaceae. The record is from the annotation of a GenBank genome assembly.
AUGUUUCCUAAAGCUUCCAUCUUUCUCUUCUUGGCCGCAUCCCAAUUCUUGCUCCGAUCAGUUUCAUCCGUCGAUUUCGUCUACAACACCAAUUUCACCAGCACCAACACUCUUCUCUUCGGCGCCACCGUAGAUUCCCCUUCCUCGAUCCUCACACUCACCAACCAAACAGCUCGCUCCAUCGGACGUGGUCUCUUUCCUUCCAGAAUCUCCGUCUCCUCCUCCUCCUCCGCCUCGCCGCUCCCUUUCGCAACAUCCUUCAUCUUCUCCAUAGCUCCUUACAAAAACAUGCUCCCCGGCCACGGCUUCGCCUUCGUCUUCCUCCCUUCCUCCGCAACAUCCGCCGCGAGCUCAGCUCAGCAUCUCGGAAUCGUCAAUUUCACCAACAACGGCGAUCCCAACAACCGAAUCUUCGCCGUCGAAUUCGACGUCUUCGCUAAUCAAGAAUUCAACGACAUCAACGACAACCACGUCGGCGUUGACGUCAACUCCCUCACUUCCGUUUCGUCGGCCGUGGCCGGUUUCUGGCAAGGCGAGAGAUUCAAGGAGCUGAGGCUUAACAACGGCGAUAACUAUCAGACGUGGAUCGAGUUCAAUGUUUCAGCGAUCAAUGUAACGAUGGCUAGAGCUGGCUCUAGGAAACCAGUAAGACCACUCAUAAGCAUUCCGUUGAAUCUCACCGGAGUUUUAGUCGAUGAUAUGUUCGUGGGUUUCACGGCAGCUACGGGACAGCUAGUGCAGAGCCAUAGGAUCCUCUCUUGGAGCUUCAGCAACUCCAACUUCUCCAUUGGCGAUGCUUUAAUCACUGAGAAUCUUCCAUCGUUUAAAUUGCAAGAUGACUCUGUUUUGAAGUCUAAAGGCUUCAUCGCUGGGGUCUCUGUUGGUGCUUUUGUGUUAAUAGUCUCUGUUCUUGGCCUCCUCUUUUACGUGGUAAGGCGGCCAAGGCGGAGAGUAGAGGAAGACGUGGAAGACUGGGAAACGGAGUAUUGGCCUCACAGAGUUAAAUACAGAAACGUUUUGGAUGCAACAAAAGGGUUCUCCGAGGAGAAUAUGAUUGGUUACGGAGGAAACUCAAAGGUGUAUAGAGGAGUGUUGGAAGGUAGAGAAGUGGCGGUGAAGAGAAUCAUGAUAAGCCCUCGAGAGAGCGUGGCUGGGACGAGCGAGUUCUUGGCCGAGGUUUCAAGCUUAGGGAGGCUAAGGCACAAGAACAUAGUGGGACUAAGGGGUUGGUGCAAGAAAGGAGGAGAGAGUUUGAUAUUGGUUUACGAGUAUAUGGAGAAUGGAAGCGUAGAUAAGCGGAUGUUUGAUUGUAAUCAUGAGAUGUUGAGUUGGGAGGAGAGAAUGAGAGUGAUCAGAGACGUGGCCUCAGGGAUGUUGUAUCUGCAUGAAGGGUGGGAGUCAAAAGUGUUGCAUAGAGACAUAAAGUCGAGCAACGUGUUGCUUGACAAGGAUAUGAACGCGAGGGUAGGUGAUUUCGGGUUGGCUAAGUUGCAGAAUGCUAUGAAAGAGAUGGUUAGUACGACGCAUGUGGUUGGAACAGCGGGUUAUAUGGCGCCUGAGCUGGUUAAGACAGGGAGAGCAUCGGCGGAGACGGAUGUGUAUAGCUUUGGAGUGUUUGUGUUGGAGGUAGUGUGUGGAAGGAGGCCGAUAGAGGAAGGAAGAGAAGGGAUAGUGGAAUGGAUGUGGGGACUAAUGGAGAAAGAUAAGGUGGUUGAUGGGUUGGACGAGAGGAUUAAGGAGAAAGGAAGCUUUGAGGUGGAGAGAGUAGAGAUGGCUUUGAGGCUUGGCAUGUUUUGUGUGCAUCAUGAUCCUAAGGUGCGUCCCACAACGAGACAAGUAGUACAGAUAUUGGAGCAAGGGAGAUUGAGUGAUGAUGGUGAUGAGAGGGAAAGAGAAGGAAUGGAAGUGAGUUUGUUGGAGAGAAUGAAGAGUUCUUACUUGUUGGGUACUAGUGAAGGAAGACAGCAACAAGAACAGCAUCCCACCUUCCAAGAUGUUUGGAACACUUAUUCUCAUUCCAAGUCCUUUGAGAGUUCUGAUUCAAUCUUUCAGGGAAGAUGA